UUUUACUUGUAGUGUCUGCAUCAAGUCUGGAAGCAAGGGCUCAAUUUUAACAGAAUCCACCUUAAAAUCUCUCCCUUAACUUAUUCCUACCGUCCACCAUUUUGAGCGAGAAUAUCACACAACAAGGGGGGAAAUAAAGACGCCUCUGGAAAAACCCGGGUGUUAAUAGGACAAUAUCUGUUCGCGGUGGAGAGAGGAGAGAGACAACAGCAGAGCGAGAGAGAGAAAACCGAUUUGGUCUUGAGAGAGAGAGAGGGGGUGAGUGCUCUCAAGGCAGAAAAUUCGAUGAUGACCAUGACUACGAUGGCUGACGGUCUGGAGGCUCAGGACUCGUCCAAGUCUGCUUUCAUGGAGUUUGGGCAGCAGUCGCACUCACAGCAGAGCUCCCCGUCGAUGGCCGGCGGCCACUACCCGCUGCACUGUCUCCACUCCGGCUCGCACGCUCACCACCAGCACGACAACACCGCGUACACCGGGACCAACACCUACAACAGGUCGUUACCCUACCCCUACGUGAGCCACCCGCACCACAGCCCGUACCUGCCGUCCUAUCACAACAACACGGGAGGACAGACAAGGUUAGACAGCACAGAGCAGAAAACGACGGUGAUUGAAAAUGGGGAAAUUCGUUUUAAUGGGAAAGGCAAGAAGAUUCGCAAGCCCCGGACAAUUUAUUCCAGUUUGCAGCUUCAAGCGCUGAACCACCGUUUCCAGCAGACACAGUACCUCGCUUUACCGGAGCGCGCCGAGCUGGCUGCCUCUUUAGGACUGACACAAACCCAGGUAAAGAUUUGGUUCCAGAAUAAGAGGUCAAAGUUCAAGAAACUGCUCAAGCAAGGCGUCAACCCGCACGAGAGCGACCCUAUUCCGGGCUCCAUGUCCCUCUCCCCGCGCUCCCCGACCAUCCCUCCGAUAUGGGACGUCUCGGCCUCUUCCAAAGGAGUAAACAUGCCGGCCAACAGCUACAUGCCCGGCUACUCUCACUGGUAUUCCUCCCCGCAUCAAGACUCGAUGCAGAGAUAGACUGACGAGACAAGGGGACGCUCGGUGAGCUGUCUGGAGGCCUCCGGAUCUCCGCCAUGCAGUUUUCAACGUAGCCUACAAUUUGUGUCAGCGCAGAGGCUGGAUGCUGGAGAGGAGAAGGACCCCUCGGCUGCUCCUCUGCUGAAGGAUAAAAAAAACCGCAGCAAAGCCUCGGUGUGAUGACACAAACAAGGGGACUAACCAUUUUUUUAAAGCGUACAUGGCUGUUCAAUGGGCUCGCAUAUUUGUUAUGCUUUCAUUCAUGUCAACAUCUUGAAAGUCAAUAUACCAAAUAUUAUCAGUGACAUUUCCGCCACUUUGGGGCAAAGACUGCGUACACCCUCCAUGCGCGGUGGCGCACAGAGCCCGUCGCCAUGGGGGCGACUCCUGACUGCUUUUUUUUUUGGGUUGUUUCUCCAACAUGCAAAACCAAGCAAAUUGUCUGUCUGUAAAUAUAUUCUGCGAUUUGAGUUGUACAUACACUUUUUAUGUUUUUGUCAGAUUGAGUAAACCGUGACUCAAAACAGAUGGCUGCUGUUGCAUGAUUUCAUAAAUUCAUUUGAAA
This is a messenger RNA of Anarrhichthys ocellatus (wolf-eel), 1588 nucleotides long. RefSeq names its product distal-less homeobox 6a (gene dlx6a). Gene Ontology annotation, biological process: embryo development; regulation of transcription by RNA polymerase II; cell differentiation. Bases 286 to 1023 code for a protein of 245 amino acids. The transcript is spliced from 3 exons. The record is from RefSeq and is a predicted model, not a curated record. NCBI's taxonomy places the organism in Eukaryota, Metazoa, Chordata, Actinopteri, Perciformes, Anarhichadidae. Gene Ontology annotation, molecular function: RNA polymerase II cis-regulatory region sequence-specific DNA binding; DNA-binding transcription factor activity, RNA polymerase II-specific.